Molecule: messenger RNA, 1938 nt
Organism: Spirodela intermedia
Lineage: Eukaryota; Viridiplantae; Streptophyta; Magnoliopsida; Alismatales; Araceae
Source: the annotation of a GenBank genome assembly
AUGGAGCUCGCCCGCCGUCCUCGCCUCUUCCCCUUCAUCCUCUUCCUCCUCGCCUCAGCGCCCACAGGUGAGCCGGAAUGACCAGUCCCUCACCCUUCUCCGCUAUCCUAAGUUCUCGACUGGUGUUGAUUAUCCAUGUCUUGCAGCGACAGGGGGGGUCAUCGGGGUGGACUACGGCCGAGUGGCAAACAACCUGCCGCCGCCGAGCAAGGUGGUGGAGCUUCUCAAGGCCGACGGCAUCACAGCCGUUAGCAUCUACGACACCGAUGGCGAGGUCCUCCGUGCCCUCGCCGGAUCCGGUAUUAGGGUCUCUGUGGCGCUCCCCAACGAUAAGCUCUCCGGCGCCACCAACCCCAACGUGGCCGGCACCUGGGUAUGGGAGAACAUAGCCAGGUACUACCCUGCCACCCAGAUCGAGGCAAUCUCCAUCGGUAACGAGGUCUUCCACCAGCGGCCCGACCUCACCUACGCGAUCAUCCCGGCAAUGUGGAACGUCUAUAAUGCCCUGAACAACCUCGGGCUGGCCGGCGCCAUCAAGGUCUCCUCCCCCGUCGCCUUCACCGCCUUCGACAAGUCCUUCCCGCCGUCUGAGGGCAGCUUCCGGGGCGAUCUCCAGCCGGUCGUACGGCAGAUGCUGGACUUCAUCCGCCGCACCGAUUCCUUCUUCAUGAUCAAUCUGUACCCCUACAUCACCUACAUGGAGAACCCCGGCAUCGACCUCAACUACGCCCUCGGCCUGCCGAACAACGGCGUCCGAGACCCCCGCACUGGCCUUAUUUACUACAGCCUCCUCGACGCGCAGCUAGACGCCGUGUAUUCCGGCAUGGCCGCGCUCGGCUUCGGAGACCACCUCGGCAACUCUACGGCUAGAGCCCUUGGCGCAGCAGGCAAGAAGUUGGUCAUCCAAGAGACCGGGCACCCCACUCGACUCAAGUGGCCGCUGAGCAUUAUCCAGAGCUCUCCAGAGGGCAGAAGGAGAUCCGGCAUGGAAGAGGCAUCCCUCAGUAGAGAGAGGGGCCCGAGCGCGGAAAACGCUCAGGCGUACAACGGGAACCUGAUAGAGAGAAUCCUCGCCGGGAGGACGGGGACGCCGCUGCACCCCGACGCUGACAUGGACAUCUACAUAUUCUCUCUCUUCAACGAGAACCUCAAGGAGGGACCGGAGGUAGAGAGGAACUUCGGGAUCUUCUACCCGGACGGGACGAAGGUCUACGACAUCGACUUCCGCCCCAGCGGAGGUGGGGGCUCGUGGUGCGUAGCCAACGUGGCGGCGGGGAGCCAGAAGCUGCAGGCGGCGUUGGACUGGGCGUGCGGUGCUGGCGGCGCGGACUGCGGGCCCUUGCAGCUUGGAGGGCGGUGCUUUGAGCCCAACACACUGGAGGCUCACGCCUCCUACGCCAUGAACAGCUACUACCAGCAGCACGGCCGCGACGCCGGCGCUUGUGACUUCAACGGUGCAGCCCGCGUCGUCUACCAGCGCCCAAGUGAGUCCCUAAUUACGCUAAAUAAUUAGUCAUUAUCUGCAUUGCAAUGGUAGUAGGCGAGCGCCAGGUGGCAGGGGCAUCGUGUCCAGUUCGACCAACCGAAUAAUUUGGAGAAUUCGGACCGGUUCUUCUCUCGAUAGGACUCGUAUCGGGCUCCGCCUUCUCCUACAUGGCCUAAUCUGACUCUCCCUUUGUAUAUGCGUCACAGAUAUAUAGCGACAGAGAGACAGGAAACAAAUGGGCACUACAGAAACUGUGGUAUCUGGGCCUAGCUGGUUUUUUUGUUUCAUUGAACCUGAUUUUGAAGUCCAAUCUCAGAAAAAAAAUCAACUGAAAACCUGAAAAUAUUAAAAUAUCUUCUCAAAUUUUUAAGCAUAUAUUUUCUAUAGAAGUACUUCUAAAAAUCUUUUUUCAUGAAUAAUACAUUUCAGGGUAUGGCAAUUGCGAGUUCUAG